Messenger RNA from Caenorhabditis bovis, 747 nucleotides. The record is from the annotation of a GenBank genome assembly. NCBI's taxonomy places the organism in Eukaryota, Metazoa, Nematoda, Chromadorea, Rhabditida, Rhabditidae.
AUGGGGUUCUUGAGUGACAUCUUGAAUCUUUUGAACAAGAGCUCAAUAAAUGUUUUGCGUUUGAUGAAAUUGGACACGUAUUGGGGACGAUUGCAACCUCAAGACAGCACAGAGACAGAUUUCGAACGCUUGCUUCCAUUAAUUGGAAAUGGAAUUAUAGAAAAGCUGGAGAAUGGUAUUCAGUUUUUAGAUGUUGGCUGUGGACAAGGGUUUCAUAGUCGUAUGUUUGCCAAAAAGUACCCUAAAUCGAAAUUUAUUGGAUUGGAUAUUAGUGAGCAUGCAAUUGAAAGUGCCAAAAAAACCAAUGAAGAAAACGGAUCGAAAUUCGAAAAUCUCGAAUUUAUUGUGUGCGAUGCCAGCAAAAUGCCUGAUUCUUGGACAAAUCAAUAUGAUGUUGUGUUCAUAUUUGAUGCAUGCCAUGAUCAAAUGAGACCAGAUUUGUGUAUUCAAGAGAUCCAUCGAGUACUUAAACCGGAAGGAAUUUUCGCUUUAAUAGAAAUUGAAGGAACUAGCAAUGCUUAUCAAGAUAAGAGCAAGUACGGGCAACGCGCCACUUAUGCUUACGGAGUUUCGAUGUUCCAUUGCCUUCCAGUUGGCAGCAAUUGCAAAGAUGCUCUUUGUUAUGGUACAAUGUGGGGAGAGAAGCGAGCAACGGAUCUAUUGAAGAAAUGCGGAUUCGCAAAUCCGCAAGUUUUUCCGACACCAUUCUUCCCUUCGAAUGUUUUAUAUUUAGCAAUCAAAAAUUAG